Molecule: messenger RNA, 5292 nt
Organism: Morchella importuna
Lineage: Eukaryota; Fungi; Ascomycota; Pezizomycetes; Pezizales; Morchellaceae
Exons: 5
Coding region: 1-5292 (1763 amino acids)
Cellular component (GO): microtubule organizing center
Source: RefSeq, a predicted model, not a curated record
AUGUACCACUCCCGUGACGUAUUACCGUCACGACCCCCUACCGUCACUACGGCUCGAUCUAAACCAUCCCGUUCUCCUUCUUCUCCAACUCUCUCUCGUCUUCAGAGUUUCGCGAGACGCCUCUCGCUGGGGUCAAUACGUUCAUCUACAAAGUCAUCUCAAUCCACUACUCACAAAAAGAGCCAAUCACCAUCUAGGGCCAGUUCCCCAUCCCUGAUCACCACACCUGCAUUACCGGCCCCAGUACCACCAACUCCACCCGUCAGUGACGAGCUACAAAAAUCUACUGGAGAAACACCAGCACAACUUGACGGGACUUCAACAAGCUGUCCAGUAUAUCUAGAGAUGGAACCCUUGUCGCCACAACUACCUCCAAGUAGAGACCCUGAAGGAGGAGGGGGUAUUUCACUACUUCCUUCCGCAAGCCCACCCCUACCAAGCAGUCCAGUCUAUUCUCACCGCGAUGACGAUACAAGUCAUUAUCAUAAUGUUGGCGACGAGAGUUUACCUUCUGGACAGAAACGGCAUUUAAUGAAUUUUGAGAGCUCUUUUAGGGCUGAUUCAGAGCUCAGUCGGUUGUCUUCAAAUGCACCUGCAGAGCGCGAGGCCGAGGAGAGAGAGGUGCCUGGUAGGACUGCAUCUGCGUCUGAACUCGGUCGCGUAGGUGACAUGGGACCACCACCGCUUCCGGUUAACACGGGUGCUUCUGCUGCGAGUAAGAGACGUCUACACCGUAGCGCAAGUAACAUCUCAAAUCGGAGUAGCAAAUCAGGUCGAAGCAUUUCAGCGUCGAAUCGCAGCACAUCGGUUUCGCACAGAAACAGGAACGGGUCAGUGUCGACCACUAAGGAGGAGGUGGAAGAGGAGAAGAGCGAAGAGCGGCAACAGGGGAUCACUGCAGGUUCGUCACCGUUUUUGCCGUUUUCAACGGGCGAUUCAACCGGGUCCGAAGAACCUUUUAGCACCCCACUUCAUCUAUCUACUAGCGAUAACGACGCCGCACUCGAAAAUUUCAGUAGCAGCCCCACUGUUGCUGCGUUAACAAGAAAUUCUUCACGGAGCGCAUCGGCGCUGGGUCCAGCGUUCGUGCCCACUCAGCGUUCCAAAGAGCCGGAACAGCAGUCAUCAUCAUCAGAGGAAGAAAUUGGACUAGGGAUACAGAGGCAACCAUCAGCAAGAUCGUUACCAGGGGAAGAGGGAGCGGCUGUCAAAUCUUCAAGCGCCUCUACACUGUCUGCAAGAAUUCAAGCUAGUUCUUCGUCGAGUUAUGGAGCGUCGCAUAGGAAACGGCCAAAGUUUUUGAAAUCAAGACAGAGCUCGAGUCAACGGAGUAGUGUGUCGAGCAUGACGGAUAUGCACCUAGAUUUGAACCUGGAUAUGGAUCAUGAUGGAGCAAGCACAAUUACGGCGGGAGAUGUUGGCGGGGGAGCCUUGUCACGGUCUACCAGCUUGGGAUCCAUUGCUUCUGGGGUGACUGGAAUCGCUGGAGGAAGCAUUUAUGGAGAUAAAAACAACGGGGUUUCUAUGUCCGCAGCUGAAAGAGCUCUGGCCCGCCUUGAUGAAGAGGAACGAAAUUCAAGAAGGGGCUCUAUCGUUGAUGAUAAAGAAGCGGGUAAAGGUCGCCAGGCAAAAGAGGAAUACAAAGAACCCACAACGCCCACCGAUCAAAAACCACCGUUAGAACCCACGGACACUAUUAUAACUGCACAUGUAAAGUCGAUACACAUACCUGCAACUGUAACACGAGAGUACCAUUCCCGCCAUCUUGGCGGGAUGACUCCCGGAAGUCCAUCAAAGCGGACAGGUGCAGCUCCCGUUCUACCACAGGGAAAGAACAUGACUCUGAAAGAACAGAGUGCUAUCAUCGACCGUCUUCAAAAAGAAAACUUUGAUCUCAAGAUUAAAGUAUUUUAUCUCAACGAAAAACUCGAGAAACAAUCCGAUGAGGGAAUUAAGGAAAUGACAAAGGAGAAUGUUGAGAUGAAAGUAAAACUUGCCGAAGGGAUGAGGGAGCGGAAGUCACUCAAGAGACGACUGAAAGAGUUAGAGAAAAAGGUUGAGGAUAUGGGCGGCGAGAAAGAGGGGAGAGAGGACGGCGAAGAUGGUGAGAUUUGGGAAUUAAAGGAGCGGGUUGAGAGAUAUGAGAUCGAGAUCGAGGAGUUGACUCGCCGGGAGCGUGAACGCGAGGAAAGACUAAGAAACGACAUCGGGAGUAAAGGAGAGCCAGCAAGAGCUGAGGAUGUUGAAAUGCUUCGUGAAUUCCUUGAAACCGAAACCGCACGCAGGGAACAAGUCGACCUUGAGAAUCGUAGACUACGAGAGGAACUCUGGAGAUUGCGAAACGAGCCAAAUAACUCUCACCUAAGUACCGGUAGCACUCGACAAAACUCUGUACGAGGCGGUUCUGAACCAAGAGAGGAUGGCAGCUUAAUGAGUCAACUUCGUUAUGAGAAUGAUGAGCUCCGUAGAGAAGUUGGUGCCCAGACAAGCAUGCUUACCUCUAGGAACCGUGAAAAGGAACGGCUCUACCAGGAAAUCGAGGACUUGAAACUACACAUGCGGAAUGGCGGAAUUAGUUCUGCAAUGGGUAUGUCAGACAGGGGAAUGAUGAACGACAAUCGCUCGGUCAUUGGCGGCACCAUCCUCGGCAGUGACCGUAUCCUCGAACGAUCCAUUUCCCGUGCCGGUGCUGCAAGUGCAACCGGAACCCAUGCUACGAAUCUUAGUGAGAGUGAGAGAGAUGACUAUGAAAACGUCAAUGGUGAACUCCGAGAUCGUAUAUCCGAGCUCCGCCUAAAUAACCAAGAGCUUAAACUCCAACUCGAUGAUUGCUACCGCGCACUCCACCAGCGUGAAGAGGAAGCAAAGCAGCUCGAAGCUGAGUAUGCGGAGGAUCUCGAAGUCGCACAGGCAGAAGUCCAGGAAAUGCAAGCUGAACGCAACGAAGCUUUGCGCAUGCACGAGGAAAUUGGAUUAGAUUUCGAACAGCUGAAGGAGGAGGCUGAGGAGGAAAUCCAACGGCUCGAGGAGGAGAUGGUCAUCCGUGUGAAUGAGUUGAAUCAUGAGCUCAACCGGGUGGAGGAGGAGGCCCGCAUGAAGGAGGAAGACUUCAGGGGAUUACAGCUGGAGAUGAGGAAUGUAUCCGAAACCGUGGUUAGGUUAGAGGACGCUCAGGAGGAGCAUGCUGGUGAAAUCCAGCGGCUGGAACAGAAAAUCGAGGAGUUAGAGAGAACUAUACAGGAGAACGAAGAAGAGAUGAAUGCACUAGAGAGCACUCUCAGGGAAGCCAACGAAAAGAUCGAAAUGAUGACCGUCCAGAGCGAGAGUGCAAAGGGGGAAAUUGCAUUCUUGAGAGAAGAGCAAGAUGCUGAUAAGAUCAAAAUCGGAGAGUUACAGAACAUCAUCAAGGGCAUGACGAAGGAGGUCGAAGACGAACGGGAACGUUUCAAAGAGACCCAAGAACAACUAGAGGCCGAGCGUCACGAGCGUGAAAGCUCGGGUGAUCAACGCCACCAAGAAUGGGAAAAGAAGGUCAAUGAAAAAAAUAACGAAGUCAUGACUGUCAAAGAGGAAGUCCGCAGACUACGUGGUAAAGUUUCCACCCGCGAAGAAGAGGCGAAACAGUGGAAAGAAAAGUUGGAAGACCUGGAGAAGGCUCUCAGAGAAGCUAUGGGCGAUCUCUCGGGAACACGUUCUGGGAUACUUGAGUCAAUCGUAAACAUGCAAAGCGAACUGGAGAGUACCCUGGAGGAGCUGGAUUACACAAAGAAUUUGUUGAGUGAAAAAGACCGGAUGUUGAAGGAUAGAGAACAUCUUUUGGAGACUAUGGCACUAGAGUCGAGAAAACUCUCGGAUAUGCUUGAUAAAGAAAAAUCCGGUCGCAAGACAGAUCGUGCCACCAUUGAUACUCUACAAACAAACCAUCAACAAUCUCGACACAAGCUCUCACAGCACCAGACACAGUACACCGAUUUAGAGAAAGCUCGCAGUAAAGACAACCGUACUAUUCAACAGCUCGAGCAUCAAUAUCGCGAGCAGCUCGCAGAACGUAAUAAUCUCCUCAUUCAAAUCUGGCAGCGUCUCAGUGCCCUAUGUGGACCAGAUUGGACUCAACGCAAUAGUAUUGUCCAAACUACCACCGGCCCUGGCGGCGCUACCGGAAAACAGAGUAUGGAAACUGCAGUUGUUGGUGCUCUGCAAGGAUUCCAAAAGAAUAUGCUCUGUGGGGUCAAAACCAUCGAGAGUAUUGUGGCUGGAUUUAAAACCCGCUGCAGAGGCGUUGAGAGGGAUCUGUGGAAAGAAUAUCAGGUCGUUGAGAAUGCGCUUGAGAGCCGUACCCGUCGUUUAGAACGACUUGAAAAUCUCGUUCGCGGCGGUAUCGGUGAGCAAAGCGGCAUGAGAACUGAGGUUGCAAAGCUCAGGACCGAAAACAGACUCUUGAAAGCUGAACUCAACGUUAUGAAAAACGAACAGGCGGCCGCGCAACAGACGUCGCCCCUCCAUAGGUCGAAGACUGUUGCUAGCUCUUCUUCAAACACCAUUGUCGCUUCAACCCCAACAGAGCGGAAACACCGUCAUCGACAUCACCGUGAGAAGGACGGAGAUUCUAAGUCUGAUUUCCUCAACGAGAAGCAAGAAACUGCCCUUGUUGCCCCUCUCACUCCUGGCAUUAUGACUAGAACCGCUUCUACAGCCUCUGUGCCGGUGUCAACCGACUCGACAGACGUAUCUGAGAAGCGCUGGAUCUUGCGCCUUCGUGAACUUGAAAAGCGUCUCAAGGCUGAACGCGAGGCAAGACUGCUCGACCGCUCUGCGGCGAAGAAGAAGGUUGAUGAGGCGCGCGGGCAACGUGAAGAGUUGAAAGCUGAACUCGAGAGAGAACGGGGCGGAAAGCAAGUUGAGCGCAUUGAACCGGUGGCAGAAAGGCCCGUAAAAGAUCAAACCCCACCGGUCAUUGUAGUUGAUAAGGCGGAAGAGGACGAUGGUGAGAGGGAGAAAGACCGAGAAAAGAAGAGGAAAAAACACAAAGAGGGGGAGGGAAGCAGUGAAGGGAAAAAACACAGAGAUAGAGAUGAGAGCGACGGCAAGAAACACAGAUCUCGAGAAGGCCGUGAGGGGAAAAAACAUAGGGAUAGAGACGGCAGCAGCAGAGGCAGCAGCAGCAAAGAAAAACAUCGGGAACGAAGCGAUGGCAAGAAACAUCGCGAAAAGAGCGAGGGCGGAAAACAUAGGGAGGGUAGAAGCAGAGAAGGUAGAAGAAGCAGGGAAGAUAGGGAGCUCGAACAAGAGUAA